AUGUACGCUGGUGUUAUUCUAUUAGUCCCUUCUCAUGCCCCCGAUUGCAGCAUUGGGGGACAAGAAUUUUGGAUCACAUUUGAUACCGGCUCCUCAGACCUCUGGGUGGUUUCAUCAGAUUGUACAAAUCCAGAUUGCCAGGACAUCACGAGAUAUUCGUCCUCGUCAUCUAGCACCCUGACAUUAUCAAAUCAGUCUUUCGAACUGACAUACCUGGUGGGGUCAGUGCUGGGAACAGUAGGCACAGAGACCGUAACGCUCGGCCCGUAUGAAAUAUCCUCCCAAACAUUUGCCUUGGCUAACCAGACGAGCGGGCUUGCUCUUUCUUACACAGGAAACUCGGGUAUCUUAGGCCUAUCGUUUCCACUCGUCGCUUCCAUCCCCCUAACGUCUGGGACCCCCAUCCUGGAUAAUCUAUUCACCCAUUUCGACGACCAACACCGGUUUUUCGCGUUCAAAUUAGGACGAAACGAGUCACAGGAUAUUUCGUAUUCAGAUUCAUCGCUCACUAUUGGGGAAUUGGACUCCUCCUUGACAAAUGAUACGAGUCAGUUCGCAUUCACGCCGGUCUUCGCAUCGACACCAGGCGAGUAUGAUUUCUGGAAGCUUCCGAUUCAACAGAUUACGAUCAACGAUCAGGUCCUUUCUCUCUCGCGUUCGCUGGUCCGCGGUGCACCGUCACCGAUCGCAGUGCUUGAUACCGGGACGACUCUUAUUUUAGGUCCGACUGCGGACGUCAACGCGUUCUGGUAUGCUAUAGGAACGGGUGGGUCCACGAGGUACGACCAGCAGACAGAAACAUGGCAAGUGAGGUGCGAGAGGGCCGUGGACGUGCGCAUUAAACUUGGCAAUUCCGAUACUGCAAAAGAAUAUCCACUCCAUCCCGAGGAUGUCAACUGGGCUGAAGUUGAGACGCAAGACGGCUGGUGUACCGGUGGAAUACAGGCAAACAACGGAGUCGACUCCGGAGAUUGGCUUCUCGGGGCUGUGUUCUUGAGGAACGUCUACGUCAUACACCAGGGCAAAACGGCUUCCAAUCCACCGAUGAUCGGGUUGUUGAAUACGACGGACCCGUCCGCUGCUCUCGCAGAGUUCACAUCAUCCAGAGGACAAGACCCAGCUCCCCCGCCUUCCCUGCUACGCGCUGGUUCUUCAGCUACAGAAUUGAGGGACACUCUCGCGACUUGUCUCGUAUGCGGGAUAUGCGGAUUUUUGGUCGGAGCCAUUGGAAUUAUGAUCUACCGUCACCGACAGCGAAGGAGAUCGCAAGGACAAGUCCAUAUAUGA
Messenger RNA from Suillus plorans, 1287 nucleotides. Its product is annotated as aspartic peptidase domain-containing protein. Gene Ontology annotation, molecular function: aspartic-type endopeptidase activity. The record is from RefSeq and is a predicted model, not a curated record. Gene Ontology annotation, biological process: proteolysis. The transcript has 5 exons. NCBI's taxonomy places the organism in Eukaryota, Fungi, Basidiomycota, Agaricomycetes, Boletales, Suillaceae. The coding region runs from base 1 to 1287 and encodes 428 amino acids.